GAGGCGAGGCGAGGGGCCAGCGCGACAACACAGCGACGACAACAGCGGGGAGAGCUGGGGAGAGCCGUGUUCGCUUUGUUAUGAUACGCGUCCGCUCCGUCGUCGGGAUCCGCGUCCCGGCCGCGUAGACACGGCGGCCGCGCGCAGUCGGGCGUUCUCGAUCGACGCGGCCCGAGAUCCAUGAUCAGAGAGUCGACGCGACGUUCCAGCGCACCGCGGUACGAUGCGAUAGCUUUCACCGGCGGGUUGCCCGACGUGCUCGAGGUGGCGGUGCCGGAGGGUCCGUCCGCGCGCCGCGAACACGGGGGCAGGCGUGACGGCGGCAGGGCGAGCGUGGUCGUCCCGUGGGUCGCCCGCAGUAUGCUCAGGGUCUGCGACGGCCGGAUAUUAUGGCUGCGGGUGAGGCCAGCGGCGGUGCGGCGAGGCCUCGUCAGGAGAAGCAGUACGACUAUCUGCUCAAGUUCCUGCUGGUGGGCGACAGCGACGUCGGCAAGCAAGAGAUCUUGAGCGGCCUGGAGGACGGUGCCGCGGAGUCGCCGUUCUGCAGCGGCAGCGCUUACAAGACUACCACUAUCCUGUUGGACGGGAAACGAGUGAAGCUACAGUUGUGGGAUACGUCGGGCCAGGGUAGAUUCUGCACCAUCAUUCGGUCUUACUCCAGGGGCGCUCAAGGUAUACUCUUGGUGUACGACAUUACCAAUAAAUGGUCCUUCGACGGCAUCAAUAGGUGGCUGAAGGAGGUCGAAGAGCACGCGCCUGGCGUACCGAAAGUGCUGGUCGGCAACCGCCUGCACUUGGCUUUCAAGCGGCAAGUGGGCGAGCGAGAUGCGGAGGCUUACGCGGCCAAGAAUCGUAUGGCGUUCUUCGAGGUUUCGCCUCUCUGCAAUUUCAAUAUCCGCGAGAGCUUCUCGGAGCUUUCUCGGAUGGCGCUGCACAGGAACGGCAUGGAGAGAUUGUGGCGAUCCAAUAAAGUGCUCAGCCUGCAGGAGCUGGCGUGCCGCGCGAUCGUGGCCCGCACGACGGUCUACGGCAUCGACCAGCUGCCGCUGCCCAAGUCGAUCAAGUCGCACCUGAAAUCGUACGCGAUGACGACGACGUCGCAGCUGCGCUACAACGGCAACCGCUCGUUGAGCUCCAGCAAGAGCCUGGGCACGCAUCAUCGGAAGCUGCGCUUCGUCGGCCACAGCAACGGCGGGCUGUCGACGCCUGGCAGCUCGCCCGGUAGCAUCGCCGACUCCCGCACGAGUUGCGUCGGUCGCAACUCCUGCACGGUGUCCUGAGGGCGACGGCGGACAGAAGUCAGGGUAGCGAUUUUACUUACAAAAGCGCUCGCGCAGCAAUCAGCGUUCUUCCUUCUCCUCCCCGCACCCGUUUCGCCCCCGUUUCGAGGAUGCAAACGCGUCUCGCGAUUAUGUAGCGAUCACCGUUAAACCACCGCGCGAUAGUGUAAACAUGUGACAUCCCGAUUUGCCAACGUUGACGGAUAUACCUGUUGCGUUUGUAUCUCACGCGAUACAUUUCGUAUAAAUACAUAUAUAUAUAUAUAUAUUUUCACAUCCGCGAGCCGCGCGUACAGUUCCACGAUCCGAACGAUUGUUAAACGAGCUUAAGACGAGCCGUCGUGUACCCGUGCCAUCCGUUGUGCGAGAUUAAGGAGAGAACGGCGCGAACGUAAGCAGGGAAAUUGCUUCGACAUUACCGAGCGUCGUCGUCGAUCGCAGAGCUCGCGCGGGCUCCCCGUCGCAGGCUUCCGUCGAGAGGGGAACGCGUCCGGAUUCACGGAGGUUUGCAAGAUACACACCCAGGUAUCGAUCGAACACUUUGCAUUACGCGACUCGAGUGUGUCCCGUACUUUUAAACAAGCCCCUGUAAAGCCGCUUAGUUUCGUUUUGGCCGUUGUUGGAAAAAAAAGAGCAGCCCUUCCCCCACAAACGUAUCUCUCUGUGCGGAGUGUUCUUUCUUCGAUCGCAAGCUUGCGAGAGCAGCGAGUAAUGAACUGAAAAGUACAAGUUCGCUAAGUCUACGGUGGUUGUGGUGUAGACUAAUGAUGAUAGCGUAAGUGUAGAAAGUUUAGAGCAGCUAACUCGAGAUAUAUUAGCGACAUAUAUACAUAUACAUAUAUAUAUAUAUAUAUAUUUUCAAUUGCUUGCGAAAACCGUUUUAUCGGAAACUACCGGUUUUACCGAGCGCGGAAGAGCUAUAUAUUUUUUAAGAAGACGGUUUUAUAAAGAGCAAUAAAAUUGACUCUUUCUACGGCACGAGUUUUACAUUUCAUUACGUUGAUCGAGAUCAGAUGAUAAUCUCUACGGUUUUCUCCCUCUUUUUCUCUUUCUCUUUACCGCCGCGAAUUGUGAGUCGCGCGAGGCGAUACGACCCUCGUUCCCUUUCGUGUUUAACGAAAUCCGAAAAAUCCCUCUGCCCCGAAUACGUUAUUUAAGAGUAUCGUCUUAUUUCAUGUUACCGAAAUGUAAAUCCACAGUGUACAGUGUAAGAUUGCAGGAGAUGCGUUUGUGUAAUAUAGAUAGACUAGAUAGAAACACACUCGAUCUCUAACGAUAUGUCUGUAACUAAUCACUCGAUGCCAGGAAAGCACAUGAGAUGUAUAUUUAUAUUACGUUAGAUUUAACUAAAUUAUAUUCUGUGUAUAUAAAGAAAAGAAUAUUAUAUUAUAAUAUUGUUUUAUAUGAAUAUAACACGAUGUGCUUACUUGUCUGUGAGAUGUGCUAAAUAAAUUCAACUUCACACUUAA
Messenger RNA from Vollenhovia emeryi, 2749 nucleotides. RefSeq names its product ras-related protein Rab-40C (gene Rab40). Gene Ontology annotation, biological process: intracellular signal transduction; protein localization to plasma membrane. The coding region runs from base 390 to 1280 and encodes 296 amino acids. Gene Ontology annotation, cellular component: synaptic vesicle; endosome; plasma membrane. The transcript has 4 exons. NCBI's taxonomy places the organism in Eukaryota, Metazoa, Arthropoda, Insecta, Hymenoptera, Formicidae. The record is from RefSeq and is a predicted model, not a curated record. Gene Ontology annotation, molecular function: GTP binding; GTPase activity.